UCGAGUCAGUCUGCGUCCGCCAGUCGUCGCGACGUCCUCGCGAAACCGUCGAUUCCCUAUUUGCGACUAGCUGGCCCUCCUCCUCGUCGACUUACGACUCCUGCGUACAUCAUAGAAUUUUCAAAUACUUUAAGAGGCACUUCUUGCUUUUUACAAUUUUCGACAAAUUUCCAAUAAAGUAAUUCUCAUACUUUCCUCCUGAUUAAAUUCGAAAGAGAAAGUUCUUCGAGUGGUAUUCGUUAAUCGUUUGCUUUAUCUUUCUCGGGAAAGUGUUGAAGAAGCUACAUAUAAUAAUAUAUUUUAUUAUUUUGACGUUUGGAGAAAAGCAUCGCCGAGACUAGAAGAUACAGAGAGACAGUGAUAUCGGUGAGAUAUAAGAGAAAGUGAAGAUAUAAUAUCGAAAGAGGGAAAAGAAAAAGAGAAGAUUUUUCUUUCACGGAAGAUAAUAUCGACUGUUUUCGAAAACUCUGCCCUCUAGAACGUUCCAUUUUCUCUAGCUUUUUUUUUCCUUCGACGACGUAUAAACUUCCUUAGCUUUUACGCUCUUAUCGCAUUCGUAUAAAAAGCGGUGACUUUUGAAGGAACUUCGGUAAGCGGAAACUCGGAUAUACCGUGCACGCUCUUUGAGAGCUUUUCCCGAGCAUCCAGAGUCAGUUCGAUCGUUGCUCCAUUCGAAGACGACGUCGACGACGACGGAUGAGUCCCCCGUUUUGAUCUCCCAUCGAAGAUCUGCUAUCCCUCUGCUACUUUCUGAUCCAGUUAUAUAUUUCUUGGACGUUAAGAAUUUCCUUUCGAGAGCUCGAUCGAGCAAAACCGGCGCGUGCGUUGUCGGCCGUGUAUGUCCGAGCUCGGCGAUUCGCAGGUGAGAUCACGUCGGCGAACUUGGAAGAUUUCACGAGGAGAACGUACGUCCUUUAUCCUCAAAACGGCGAUGAAGAUGAGCAAAGUGGGCAAUCAGACGAAUUCGCAGGACCCACAGGCAGUGAAUUCCCGGGUGUUCGUCGGCAAUCUAAACACGUUUCAGUGCAGUAAGACCGAUGUGGAGCGAAUGUUCCAACGUUACGGUCGUCUCGCCGGGAUUUCCAUGCACAAAGGAUACGCCUUCGUGCAAUUCACGAAUCCCUUUGACGCACGCAGCGCCUGUCUUGGCGAAGAUGGCCGUACCGUUCUCAGCCAGAUACUCGACGUCAAUAUGGUAGCCGAGCCGAAACCUCAUCAGACCGGCCGAAAGCGUCAGAAUGUUACCAAAACUGGGAACGAUUGGGACUACUACUACGACAGUUACUAUGCAUCGACCGCUUUUCCGCCUCGUUUAGCACCGCCUCUGAAAAGACCCCGUUUGAUGCCACCGGCCCGAUCCCAACAUCCGAAGCAACAGAAACAACAGCCGAGCAACAAUACUGCCGCUGUGCCGGACUUGAAUCAACUCAAAGUAUACAGUAAUCCAGACAUACUUAUAUGCGGCAACUGCAGGGAAAUGUUCACCGAUCUCGGGGAGCUGCUCGAACACAAGCGGAACUACUGCAAACUGCGGUUCACAUGUAAAUGUCACACCUUCAACGGAGCCGCCCCAAGAGACUCCACGACGGCACUGCUCUGUGUGCUUUGCAAGGUAUCCUUUCCAACGGCAUGGGAACUGAUGGUUCACGCUCAAGCUGCUCAUAUGAUAAACAUCUACGAACUUGGUACACGGCCACAGAGUCCAAGAUCAACGCAGAGUCCACCACAAAGUCCGAGCCAGCACGCCAAGGAAUCGUCGCCUUCGCCUCAGGACUUUCAAGAGAUCAAAGCCACGGAUUGCGAGGAACGCGUCGAAGAGGAGGAUCUUGACGGGCAUGAACUAAUACCAUCCCCUGACAGUGGCAAGUCAACGGACAACGAGGCCGCUCUAUCUCCGAUCAAAAUACGAUCCGACGUUAAUGGCCUGGAUCACGAGGAUUGCGACGAAUUGAUCCAGGUCGAGAACACAGCUCAGGCCUGCAUCAUGCACGCCCUUAGCAUCGACUCGUCGUUGGAGCUCAAUUCCGACACGAACUCGAGGGGAAGUUCUGGCCCGGUCAUGGCGUUGACUAAUGGAUCCUUGUCCGCAAAGGAAUAAGUCAGAAAGAAUUAACCAAAGGAAUAUGGUCUUCCCUUACCUAGGGAUUCCCGAACCAACGCCAUCAACGAGACAUAUCGAUCUCCUUUUAAGGAUAUACAUGCAUACAUACAUACACUUAAACAGAGAUAUACACACAGAGAACCGCCAUGUAUAUAGCUUAAAUGCCUAAGAAAUAAUUCAGGGUCGUUCCAUGCCAUAUACUCAAACCCAUCUUGGACAUUGCGGAUUUUCGGUAUCAAUCGAGAAGGAGUCGAGGAAAGGACCGGGUAUGAGAAGGUGAAAUAUUAUCAGGAGAAUUCGAGACUAUCGAACAAAGAUCAAGCGUUUUGCCAUCUUCCGUUGGAAUUUCGAUGUUCGACUCCUAGGCAGUUCGUGAUUCUAGUCAAACACAUAUACGUGCACGCAGACACACACAUAGAGAGAGGCACACCUACAUUAAUAAAUGACGAAUAAAGGAGAUUGUUCUCUAAAAGUCUAGGAGUAUUUUAUCGAACACCGAAAUGCGACCUAUUCAAAUUUUACGAUAAAGGAAGAAAAUAGAGAGAAAAGCGAAAUUUGAUUCACGAUUAGAUCUUUCUUGAAACGUUUCAUCGUUAAAACGUGGCCCCUCUCAAAAAAAAAAAUUCGAUGCAUUAGUAUGACGGCUCCCAUGAAAAUAAUCGAGUAAAGAAAAAGGAAGAAAAAAAAGGACAACGAUUUGUAUCUUCAACCUAGAAUCGAAUGUUUCUCAUCUGUGAUAAUAUUGUGAAUCGCCUUGCUUUGAUCGAUAAGUCUAUAAUAUUUUUACUUUAGACACCGCGAAUCGAAAUGGAAAUGAAAGUUACGAGUUUCGAAAAAAUGCUAAAAUAACGAGAAAACGAAUCGAUCUUAUUUCUUCGAUCUUUUCGAAUCCCUGAUCCGUUUCACAUCGCAAGUAACAAAUCUGUAAAUGAAACGAGGGAAAAAAUGCUCUUAUCUUUUCUUUUCUCCCCUUUCGUUCUUUAAUGCGAAUUUAGUUGUUAGAAAAUCAUUUUAGAAGUAGAACGUAUAUAUAGAGGUAAUCAGACCGUCCGUACGUGAUAGCUACGAAGGAUUUAUAGAUAAAGGUUUCUUCUGAAUACACAUGGCACAGAAAUAAAGAGAAAGAGAGAGAGAGAGAGAGAGACGAUGAGCGAAAGAAAGGACGAUGAGCACGAUGAUGCGAUGUAAAUAAAGAAUAUUUUUUGCGUUACUUUACAUACAUACUUGCAAAACAGUGAUGAAGGAAAAAGUAAAAAAGAAAAGAGAGAAAGAAAGAUUAAUUACCUCUUAGAGAGUUGUAAAUAUACGCUUGUAAUUUAAGUUAGUGCUUAAAAAAAAUUAAAAAAACAAGAAAGUGAGAGAAAGAGAAAAACAAGAGAUAGUCAGUCAGUGAUCUAUUGUCUUAUCGCGAUUACAAAAAUAAGGAAUAUUUUAUCCGCGCGUAUAAAAAUCCUUUGGACUUUCGCAAAACGCUUUUAAUUACAUGUUUUUCAAAUACAUAAAUACGUCGACAUGUACCGUUAUGGCAUGGAAUCGACCUGUAUCAUUUAUCGAGUAAGGUAUUUUAAAUUUAAAAUUAUUAGUCGAACAUAAACGCGGGGAUUGAUCGUGAAAAAUGUUCGUUUCAUGAUUCGCAAGGCUCCUCCACUCUUAUUAUAUGACCUUCCUUUUGUAGCGCUCACACGACGACGUAUACAUGCACGUAUACAUAAUACCUACACACGUAUGCAACACGCCGCAAAGAAAGAAAGAAAAGUAAAGAAGGAAAGAAAGAGAGAGAGGGAGAGAGAGAGAGAGAAAGAGAAAAGUAAAGAAAUGAAAAGUAAAAAACACAUUAACAUUUUUCGAAAAACGAAGAAUUACCGUGCAAUAAUUGUUAAGACGUUCAAUAUAUCAAACGUGUAUUUUUGAUGAUGUAUGAAUCCAAUUUUCUUCCAUUAAGAAGAGGAGAGAGAGAAAGAGAGAGAGAGAGAGGUAGAGAAAGAAAGAGAGAGAGAAAGCGUCGUUUGAUUUAACCCUCGCUAUUUUUCUUCUUUUUCCUUUUUCUUUCUACUUUUCAUUCAUCUCGCCUGUGAAUCGCAUUAUUGUAGAACAGAGUUUGGAAACUUUACACAAACGAUCGUAUUAACCGAGUGACAAUCCAGCGAUUCGUUUCCAAGGGCGACAAAAAAAGAAAAAAAAAAAGGAAAGUCUUUAAUUACUCUACACGUACGAUCAAUGUUCCAUUGAUCCUUCUCCUUGAUUCUUCAUCGAAUUCUUCAUCUAUGAUUCGAUAACAAAAAGAAAAAAAAGAAAAAGAAGUAGAAAAAAGAGUACAUGAAAUUAUGUUUUAUGGACGUAAUGCCUUUUUUUAUUCUUGUUUUUCGUUUUCCGAAACCGUUCAUUUCGUUGAAAUAAUCCAAAGUGUGUCCAUAAGAGAUAUGAUAAAAAGAACAAGACAAAAAGAAUAAUGAAAUAAAUAAAACACUUAAAAAAGAAAGAAAAUAGGAAAGAAAAGAGAAACAGAAACAUAGAAAAUUAUAUUUGGUAUGAAAAUAAAAGUGAGUUAUAUGUACCGCGUCCUCACCAAUUUGUAGUCGUUAAGCUGCGUUAUUUGCUCGAUUUUAUCGAGGACCCUGAAUUAUUAGUUGAUCCAUAUCCACCAAAUCGACUAUAUAGUAUAACCGUAAAAGAAAAGAAAUACCGAAGAAGCGAUGCAAUUCGUUUGAAUGCAACGAAAUGCAACGAGAUGCAACGAGACUCGAAGCUUCGUCCGUUUUUCUUUUUGCGUUCUUUUCCCAUAACAAAAACAAAUUAAAUUAAAACAUACCAAAAAUAAAAACGACAAAGAAACAUGGGAAAAACACAUUUACCUUAAGUUAAGUUACGAGACUAGGAUCCUAGGCGAAGAAAAAAUAUUUGUUCAUAGUCCUACGUAUAAAUAAAUAAAUAUAUAUAUAUAUACACACACAUAUAUAUAUAUAUAUAUAAACAAUGUUUUAUGGAACAUUAUUAUCUGAAUAAAAAAUAUAUUACGUCUUUUA
Messenger RNA from Vespula pensylvanica (western yellowjacket), 5124 nucleotides. RefSeq lists its product as uncharacterized. Gene Ontology annotation, cellular component: nucleus. Gene Ontology annotation, molecular function: RNA binding. The transcript has 12 exons. The record is from RefSeq and is a predicted model, not a curated record. Lineage: Eukaryota; Metazoa; Arthropoda; Insecta; Hymenoptera; Vespidae. The coding region runs from base 839 to 2098 and encodes 419 amino acids.